GGCGGAGCCUCACUUUGAAAGCAAUUGGCGGGAGUUGCGGCUCCGGAAGGGGCCUUGGUCGCUGACAGAGACUUGCAUCCGUGCUGGCCUGCUAUGGAGACCACCGCUGGCGGCGAGAUGGAGAGUGGAGGAGGCAAGCCGACAGGGGAGUUCGUGAAUAGGAUCCCGGUGCCACGACCUCCCUCCAUUGAAGAGUUCACCAUAGUGAAGCCCAUUAGCCGCGGCGCCUUCGGGAAGGUGUAUCUGGGGCAGAAAGGCAACAGGUUGUACGCGGUGAAGGUUGUCAAAAAAGCAGACAUGAUCAACAAAAAUAUGACUCAUCAAGUACAAGCUGAGAGGGACGCCCUGGCCCUAAGCAAAAGUCCUUUCAUUGUGCAUUUGUACUAUUCACUGCAGUCAGCAAACAAUGUCUACUUGGUAAUGGAGUAUCUCAUAGGUGGAGAUGUCAAGUCUCUCCUACACAUGUAUGGUUAUUUUGAUGAAGAGAUGGCUGUGAAAUAUAUUUCUGAAGUGGCAUUGGCUCUAGACUAUCUUCAUAGACAUGGAAUUAUCCACAGGGAUUUGAAACCAGACAAUAUGCUUAUUUCUAAUGAAGGUCAUAUUAAACUAACAGAUUUUGGCCUUUCCAGAGUUACUUUGAAUAGAGAUAUCAAUAUGAUGGAUAUUCUUACAACACCAUCUAUGGCUAAACCUAGGCAAGAUUAUUAUUCAAGAACCCCCGGACAAGUAUUAUCUCUCAUCAGCUCUUUGGGAUUUCACACACCAGUUGCAGAAACAAGUCAAGACUCUGCAAAUAUUCUUUCAACCCAUGUAUCUGAAACAUCACAGCUUUCUCAAGGACUAACUUGUCCUAUGUCUAUAGAUCAAAAGGACAUUACUCCUUAUUCUAGCAAACUACUAAAAUCAUGUCUUGAAACCGUUGCCUCCCACCCCGGGAUGCCUGUGAAGUGUCUAACUUCCCAUCUCCUCCAGUCUAGGAAAAGGCUGGCGACAUCCAGCACCAGCAGUCAAUCCCACACCUUCAUGUCCAGUGUGGAAUCCGAGUGCCACAGCAGUCCCAGAUGGGAAAAGGAUUGCCAGGAAAGUGACAACGCAGUGGGCUCUACAAUGAUGAGUUGGAAUACAGUUGAAAGGCCUUUAUGUACAAAAUCUACAAAUGCCAUGGAGACCAAAAGUUUCAAUAAAAGGGAUCUUGAGUUAGCCGUUUCUCCCAUUCAUAACAGCAGUGCCGAUCCUGCCACUGGAAACUCUUGUGGAAACCUUGCUGAAAAAUGUUCUUCUGGGGAAGUUUCUUGGGAGGCAAGAGAACUGGAUGUAAAUAAUGUUCAUCUGGCUGCUGACACAAGCCAGUCUGGUUACCAUCAGUCACAUCAAUGUGCUGUGGAUUCCAGUGGGGUGACUGAAGAACACCUUGGGAAAAGAAGUUGUAAAAGAAGUUUUGAGUUAGUUGACUCCAGUCCUUGUCAGGAAAUUAUACAGAAUAAAAAAAAUUGUAUCGAGUAUAAGAGUAGUAAUGAAAUGAGAGAUGGUUAUGCCAAUCAAAGGACAGGCUUAACAGCUAAAAUCCAGGACCUUAGGCUGUCAGUAUACAGAGAUCAGCAAAAUGAUGGGGCUAAUAAGGAGAACAUGGGCAAUUCUUUCACUGAUAAACAACAAACACCAGAAAAAUCACCUGUCCCAAUGAUAGCAAAAAACCUUAUGUGUGAACUGGAUGACGACUGUGACAAGAGUAGUAAGAAAGACUACUUAAGUUCUAGUUUCCUGUGUUCCGAUGAUGAUAGAACUCCUCAAAGUAUUCGCAUCGACUCUGAUUCAUCUUUUCCUGGAAUUUCCAUCAUGGAAAGUCCAUUAGGAAGGCAGUCCUUAGAUCCAGAUAAAAGCAGCAAAGAAUCCUCUUUGGAAGAAUCAAAUAUUGAAGACCUACUUCCUACAUCCCCCAGCUGCCAAGAAAGCACCUUUCCAAGAGGUGAUGAGAGUCCUGCCGUCCAAGACAGCAACCGAAAAAUGUUAGCUCCUUCUUUGGAGGCGUUGAAAACAUUAACCUCUAAAAGAAAUGCUGUGGCUUUUCGGAGUUUUAACAGUCAUAUUAAUGCAUCCAAUAGCUCAGAACCAUCCAAAAUGAGCAUUACUUCUUUAGAUGUGAUGGAUAUUUCAUGUGCCUGUAGUGGUUCAUAUCCCAUGGCUAUAACCCCUACUCAAAAAGAAAGAUCCUACAUGCCAUAUCAGACCCCAGAUCAGGUCAAGUCAGGAACUCCAUACCGAACUCCAAAGAGUGUGAGAAGAGGGGCGGCCCCUGUGGAUGAUGGGCGAAUUCUGGGAACUCCAGACUACCUUGCACCAGAACUGCUGUUAGGCAGGGCCCACGGUCCUGCAGUAGACUGGUGGGCACUUGGAGUUUGCUUGUUUGAGUUUCUAACAGGAAUUCCCCCUUUCAACGAUGAAACACCCCAGCAAGUAUUCCAGAAUAUUCUGAAAAGAGAUAUCCCUUGGCCUGAAGGUGAAGAAAAGUUAUCUGAUAAUGCUCAAAGUGCUGUAGAAAUACUCUUAACCAUUGAUGAUACAAAGAGAGCUGGAAUGAAAGAGUUGAAACAUCAUCCUCUCUUCAGUGAUGUGGACUGGGAAAAUCUACAGCAUCAAACGAUGCCUUUCAUACCCCAACCAGACAAUGAAACUGAUACAUCUUAUUUUGAAGCCAGGAAUAAUGCCCAGCACCUAACAGUAUCUGGAUUUAGCCUAUAGCACAUAAAUUUUCCCUUUAAUCUAACCUUGCCUUAUAGAAUAAGCUAGCAUAAUUACAUACGCCUUAAUACUAGAUUGAUCUAAGGGGGGAAAAAAUCAUUAUUUUACCCGGAUCAAUGAGCUUUUCAUGUAUGUUACAGCUUCCAUAGCAUUAAAAGGCUAUCAAGAACAUAAUCAGUAAUUUAUCUUAAUCUCAGAGUUGUACGUAGAUCUUCAAAGCUUUUUUCAACUUAUUUAUUUUGUUAGUGCACUUUAUGAAAAUUAAUGCUUCAGUAAAACUAGAAACGUGACCACUUUAGAGAAAGAGUGAGCCUCGAGCUUGAUUUUCUUUCUCAUCUGUUCAUUUCAGUCCACCACUCAGUUUGGUGUUAAUAUGACAAAAACAUCAUACAGUUUUAUUUUAGUGUAAUUUAUCUGUACCUGAUUGCCUGCAAAAGCCAAUCAUUUAAGGCUGUAACUGUGACCUCAAAAAUGCAGUUGGAAAAUUCCUUCAUUCAGUAAUAUAACUCCUUUCGGGAAUGAGGAAUAAACAAAAGGACGAGGGUUUUGGCUUGUUUUGCUAUGAAUACAGUUUUGCUGCGUUGACUGCUUCUGGUGCUUUUUCUAUAAUACAUAUGUAUUUAAAAUAGUACUGGAGAGCUUAGGUGAGAUAUAUUGUAGCAAUUUUAACAGCUGGUUCAAUUUUAACAAAAAAUGUAAUGGUUUACAUUUUUAAAUAAUUUGCUUAAAACAUAUGCAGCAUUACCAGAAUAGCCAGAUUCUUUUAAAAAAAUAACUAACUUACUUUCACUUAAUAAAUAUAAUUGUAACAUACUUCGAUAUAUUCUCUGUCAACAUCAUUCUUUUAAAUAUAGAUACACUACGAUUCAGCUUCACAGGUCAUAUCUUAAAUUCAUUCAGGUUUUUUGCAGACUUACCCCCCAAAAGAGAAAAGUUCAGAUUUAAAUGUACCAUGUGUAAAUUUUCUGUUAAUCUAUUAAAUACUAUUGUUCCUUUUGCAAAAUGGCUUGAGUGUUUUUACUUUCCAUCACCAUCCCAGUACGAGCCGAGCCAUGUUACUAAUGGAGUUGAGGAAGAUAAUAUAAGUUUAAAACUGUUACAGUGAAAAAGACACUGUAAUAAUCAUUGCAAUGUAUCUGAAUCCAUGAUUUAAUGGUUUUACUGAGCUUGUUUUAGUAAUGACUACUCAGAUUUAAUCCUCCUAAUAGUCACCUCUUCUAACAAUAAUAUGUUCAAAAUACAGUUAACAAUUAAACAGUUAAACAGUUAACAAUUAAAACUUUGUUUAAUGUAUAUUACAUCUUUCCCUUAAAUUAGGUAAAAGCUAGGAUUAUUUGUCAUCCUCUUAUGGAAUUUUCAAGUAGUAGAAAGAACACUAGCUUUGGAAUCAAGCACAAAUGGUUUAAACCAUUGCUCUGCUAGAGUAAAAAACCUUGGGUGGAUUAAACUCUGAUUGUCUACCUGUAUUGUGCAGAUUAAUUAUGAGGAACUUCCAGGACACAAGUCUUAUCAGGGAUAUGAAACAUUACUGAAUAAUCGAGGGAGAUGUACAUUGAACCUAUUCCCAAGGCAGGAGACAGUGCCCUUAAGUGGAAAAGUUAAGAACAGUUUGCUGUUGCAGCCCUAGCAGGUGCAGCUGUGGCCACCUGGAAUUCUGCAUGCUGUAAUGGUGUUUCCUGGGAACAAGUAAUUUACUAUCUAAACUUAAACCUUUUUGUGGGUUCAGAUACUCAUUAAGGAAAAACCUGAGACAGAACAAGAAUGGAAAAAUGGAAGUGUUUUGGCAGUUGUAUGGAUGUGUGUGCAUACAUGUCUUUGAAGAACACAGAUUGCUCUGCCAGCAGAAAUCUGCAUUCAUUACUAUAUAUAAUUUUUAUUAAUUGAAAAUAAUUUUCUCCCCACUUCCACUAACUGUUAAACAAAUAUAGAAAAUGUAUUUACUUUAGUGUACCUUUGUCAGAAUUAAAUAAUACAAAGUAUGUAGCAAACAUGAAAGGUGUUUAAUAAAUGAUCACUAUUUGAGCC
Physeter macrocephalus (sperm whale) is the source of this 4764-nucleotide messenger RNA. RefSeq names its product microtubule associated serine/threonine kinase like (gene MASTL). NCBI's taxonomy places the organism in Eukaryota, Metazoa, Chordata, Mammalia, Artiodactyla, Physeteridae. The coding region runs from base 94 to 2739 and encodes 881 amino acids. Gene Ontology annotation, biological process: intracellular signal transduction; peptidyl-serine phosphorylation. The transcript has 12 exons. The record is from RefSeq and is a predicted model, not a curated record. Gene Ontology annotation, molecular function: ATP binding; protein serine/threonine kinase activity.